Adineta ricciae is the source of this 1005-nucleotide messenger RNA. The record is from the annotation of a GenBank genome assembly. Lineage: Eukaryota; Metazoa; Rotifera; Eurotatoria; Adinetida; Adinetidae.
AUGAAUAUCUUAUCGAAGACACCUUCAUUCACUCGCCAAGUAUUCUGUACAAUCAAUCAACAAAUUCGUUUUCUUUCGCAAAAUAAAACAGCAGUUAGUAAUAAUCGACAGCAGUCCGAAUUACGUUUUACUUUACCCAAUGGAAAUCUAUCGAAAGAACAACGACAAGAAUACGAAAAAAAUGGUUUUCUUGUCAUUCGUAAUUUAGUGAAAGCUAAAACGCUCGAUCAUUUCCGUGAACGCUUUCAACAAGUAUGCGUAGGCAUAGUCAAAGUACCAGGCAUGACCGUUAUGAAAGACGUUGCUAUUGCUAAAUCAGAGUUUGCUGAUGGCGAAAAGGCAAUAACAAAAAUACAGGAUUUUACAUUGGAUGAUGAACUGUUUAAAUACUGUUGUGAACCUGAAAUUGUUAAAUAUGUUGAAAAUUUUACCGGACCGAAUAUUAUGGCUAUGCAUACUAUGUUAAUAAAUAAACCACCUGAUCCAGGCACUCAAUCAUCGCGACAUCCACUUCAUCAAGAUCUUUAUUAUUUUCCAUUUCGACCAGCUGAUCGAAUUGUUUGUGCAUGGACAGCAAUGGAAACGAUCAAUCGAGAAAAUGGAUGUCUCGUAGUCAUACCAGGAUCGCACACGGGUGAACUCGAAGUGCACGAGUAUCCGAAAUGGAAGGGCGGGGUAAACAAAAUGUAUCACGGAAUACAAAAGUUCGAUCCAAAUCAAAAAAUGGUACAUCUACAUAUGGAAACAGGUGAUACAGUCUUCUUCCAUCCAUUACUUAUUCAUGGUAGUGGAACGAAUCGAUCAAGUCGAUUUCGAAAAGCUAUUUCGUGCCAUUAUGCCGAUUCUGCAUGUGAAUAUAUUGAAUGUAAGGAUGGUGUACAAGAUUUUAUUUCGAAGGAAGUGACAGAUAUCUUUCGCAAGAAAACAGGAUUGCAAGACGCACAAUUCGAAGAUGUAUGGAGAAUCAAAAGUCGACUUGUAAAAGGUGAACGAAUCAAUCUAUAG